Messenger RNA from Babjeviella inositovora NRRL Y-12698, 1250 nucleotides. It is a transcript of the gene KSR1, whose product is annotated as 3-dehydrosphinganine reductase. The transcript has a single exon. Gene Ontology annotation, biological process: sphingolipid biosynthetic process. The record is from RefSeq and is a predicted model, not a curated record. Gene Ontology annotation, cellular component: endoplasmic reticulum membrane. Bases 116 to 1072 code for a protein of 318 amino acids. NCBI's taxonomy places the organism in Eukaryota, Fungi, Ascomycota, Pichiomycetes, Serinales. Gene Ontology annotation, molecular function: 3-dehydrosphinganine reductase activity.
CCGGACACAUGUUUGAGGUUUGCCUGCAUACAUGAGAGGAGACGAUCGGUCUUGAAUAUUAGACCAUAAGAUACAAUCCGCUCUCUUUAUAGCCAUCGGUAACGACGAGACAAAAAUGACAUUAUUUGGCAACAAUUUCAAAGUAAAGGACAAGUUAGUGGUCAUUACUGGAGGCUCUCAGGGUGUGGGAGCUGAGUUCGCCAAGCAGCUUUUCAACAAGGGUGCAGAUGUGAUUAUCAUCUCCAGAACCGCCUCCAAGUUGAAGUCGGUCUGCGACCAGAUUUCCCAACAGAGAACCCCGGCUGACACAAAGAACUAUAUUGAAUAUAUUGUCGCCGACGUUUCCGAAUAUAAAGGCUGUCAGGGUGUUUUUGAGCAUGAGCUAUUGAAAACCCGCAAGCCCGAUAUCGUCAUGUGUUGCGCGGGUUCCUCCGCCCCAGGGCUCUUUCUCGACUUGACCCCCGAAUCUCUCGAGUCGGGCGUCAAAACCAACUACAAUACCGCGGUGUAUUUUGCACACGCAGCCUUAAAGCACAUGACUACCGUGUCCGACGGUCAAUCCGUUCCGCUGGAGCGGAGACACUUGGUGGUGUUUUCCUCGGUCGUGGCGUUCUUCCCAUUUAUCGGUUAUGGCCAAUACGCCCCUUUGAAGGCCGGUAUUAGAGCGCUUUCCGACGUUUUGAGACAGGAGUGCAUCCCGUACAACAUCAGGGUGUCAGCCGUGUUUCCCGGAAACUUUGACUCCGAAGGAUACGUCGAGGAGAACAAAACCAAGCCGGAAAUCACCUCGAUUAUCGAGGGUCCGUCCGAAGCUAUUUCCUGCGAAUUGUGCGUCAAGAAGAUUCUCAGCCAGUUGGAGUGGGGGUACGAGAUGGUGACGACUGAUAACAUCGGCUGGGUGUUGGGCUGUUCCAUGUUGGGGGCCAGUCCCCGCUCUUGGUGGCUCUUCCAGGCCAUUAUGGCCUUUAUUUUUGCCCUCAUUGCUCCAGUAGCCAGUGGGGUCGUGAACUGGCAGAUUAAACACUACUUCAAGCAUAAGCAGGCCGAGGAAGUCCAAAAGAAGGAUGAUUAAGCACGGGCAAGUGGCUACCCGAUGUAUAAUUGGAUUAAUGAUUUGUAAAAGAACCAUUGGAAUAAUACUUGUCUAGGGUGAGAUGUAACUAAAUAGCCGCGAUACUCAGCGGUUGUAAACAGGCAAGGGAUUUUUAUGAUAACAGAACCUACUUUUAUUGGAUAAAAAUCUAGGGUGC